Messenger RNA from Culicoides brevitarsis, 755 nucleotides. It is a transcript of the gene mRpS10, whose product is annotated as small ribosomal subunit protein uS10m. Gene Ontology annotation, cellular component: mitochondrial small ribosomal subunit; mitochondrion. The record is from RefSeq and is a predicted model, not a curated record. NCBI's taxonomy places the organism in Eukaryota, Metazoa, Arthropoda, Insecta, Diptera, Ceratopogonidae. The transcript is spliced from 3 exons. Bases 129 to 623 code for a protein of 164 amino acids.
CACAACUUUUUGACGUUCGAAAUCGUUCUUAAAUCUCGAAUAAGCAAAAAGAGAGUUCGUUUCAUUCAACAUAAAAAAAUAAUUAUUGUUAAAAAGAAAAAAGAUUUGCAUUAAAAACAUAUUUCAACAUGUUGUCGAAUAUUCUUAAAGCAUCGUCUUGUCGUUUUCUUACACAAAGUUUGAUAGGCACGAGACAGUUUAACAAAUUUCUGAGCACAGAGCCUGCAAAAGUAGAAAAAAUAACAGUUCCAUUGGAAGAAGACAAAUUAUUCAGUAAACUUGAGAUUGAGUUGAGAGCCCACGAUCAAGCAGUGAUGAAAAGUUAUUCAGAGUUCACUACAAUGACAGCCAAUAAUUUAGGAAUCGAAAUUGGAAAUUGUUUUGCUCUCCGAAAACCAGAAAAAGCUCGUUUGACAUUGUUGCGAUCAGCUCAUGUUCACAAAAAACAUCGAGUACAAUAUGAAGUUCGAACAUAUUUUAGAUACAUGACUUUUCAUAAGUUGACGGGAUCCACACUUGAUACGUUUUUGGAGUAUAUUGAGAGAAAUUUGCCCGAAGGUGUUGCUUUAAAAGCGACAAAAACAGAAAUUAAGCGUUUGCCUGACUAUCUGAAUAUCAAAUAGAACAAUGGUUUCGAUAACAUUGAAUAAAAUCCAGACUUUAUAGAAUAAAACAUUAAAUUAUUACUACCUGCAAGAAGUAACAAAUGUAAAAAUAAAAAAUAAAAAAAAAGAUGAAAUGGCUUCACAAAUUCA